This is a messenger RNA of Sapajus apella (tufted capuchin), 807 nucleotides long. RefSeq lists its product as uncharacterized. NCBI's taxonomy places the organism in Eukaryota, Metazoa, Chordata, Mammalia, Primates, Cebidae. The transcript is spliced from 3 exons. The record is from RefSeq and is a predicted model, not a curated record. Bases 1 to 807 code for a protein of 268 amino acids.
AUGCACAUCCAUACAAAUGCACAGCAUCAAGUGAACAUACUGCAUAUUCCUAGGCCCUGUGUGUCAGGGCCAGGAAGUGGGGGCUGGGAACUCUUCUGGUCCCUCCUAUGGCAGUUGCCAGGAGGGGGCGAUGUGGUCCAUCCGUUUUCUGGAUACCUGGCCAGUGGCAGACAGGCCUGUUCCGUCAGCAAGCCUUCCAACAGCUGGUUCCCAGUGGAAGGCCUGGCUGACAUCUGCCAGUGCUGUAGCAAGGGUGACUGUGGCACUCCAAGCCAUGUCUGGAGGCAGCCCCACGUCGUGAGCCUGGGGUCCAGUUCAUCCACCCGUAACUGCAGGCAUGUGACAGAAGAAGUGGACAUCACUGUGGGGCCGCUGAUCUUCCUGGACACGACUGGUGACCACGAAAUGGAGCAGUGGGCCUUGCCGGCUGACAUCUCCUUGCUGCUGCUGGGCACAGGCCUGGCUGUGGUGGCGUUCCUGACUCUGACCGCUGUUAUCCUGGUUCUUACCAGGAGGUGUCGCACUGCCUCCCACCACCCUGUGUCUGCUCCCAAUAAAAGAAGAAAGCAAUUAAAAAAAAAAAAAAAAAAAAAAUGGAUGGACAGGAUGGACAGCCCAGGAUGGACAGCCGGGAAUUUCUGUCUUUACCUUGUUGCUGAUGCUGUUGGUCUGGGAAUGUUUGCUAGCCCUGCAGAGCCCUUCAGUCACUCACUUGCUGCAGACGGGGGGCAGAAACCACUGGAGCCACGUGAACGGGGACACGUUCCUAUGAAGAGUCGUUACACAGGCGAAGGCACUCGCCCCUAA